AUGUUGAAAGAUGAUAAUAAUGAUAUAGGUCAACACCAACCAAGCCAACAACAACAACAAAAUAAUAACGAAGAUAAUGACGAUAUGAGUGUGGGGGAUUUAUUUCUUAAUAAAUCAUAUGUCAAAAAAACACUAGAAUAUUUUGGAGUAAAUGUCAAUUUAAAUGUUUUAGAUUCAGCAUCAACUGAUUUUGAUUUAACAGGUCAAGUAAUUUGGCCAUCAGCACAGGUAUUAACUCAAUAUAUUAUAAAGAAUCAAGAAGAAUAUAAGAAUAAGAAAAUUUUAGAAGUUGGAUCAGGAGUUGGUGUAUGUGGAUUAUUUUUAGCAAAAUUAGGUCAACCAUGUACUCUUAGUGAUAAUAAUGAGGUUGUAUUAGAUUUACUAAGAUUAAAUGUUGAAGAGUCAACAGCAGAUGGUUAUAAAUGUGAUUGUAUUAAAUUAGAUUGGGGUAAUCAAGAAGAUAUGGAUAAUUGUUUACUAAAAUCAAAAGAUAAUGAUAAUAGUGCUGGUGGAUUUGAUAUGAUAAUUGGAUCGGAUAUAGUUUAUUGGAAAAUUGGAAUUGUACCAUUAUUUAAAACAGUUUCAUAUUUACUUAAACAUAAUGAUGAAAACUCAAGAUUUGUUACAUGUUAUCAAUCAAGAUCAACUCAAACUGAUAAUUAUCUUUUAGAACAAGCAACUUUACAUGGAUUCGAAUAUGAAUUCAAACCAAUAGAAACAUUUUUAGAUCGUUCUCUUUUAACUUUUAAUGAAGAUUCAACAAUUUCAAUUAUUAAUUUAAUAAUUUUUAAAAGAAUAAAAAAAAAUUAA
Molecule: messenger RNA, 810 nt
Organism: Dictyostelium discoideum AX4
Lineage: Eukaryota; Evosea; Eumycetozoa; Dictyosteliales; Dictyosteliaceae
Exons: 2
Coding region: 1-810 (269 amino acids)
Source: RefSeq, a predicted model, not a curated record